GGUUACGUCUUGUGUUUUGCUGUGUUUGUGUUAUUGUGGUAGAGUUUGAAUGUUUUUUUAAUUUUCAACUCUGAAGAAUUAAGAUUGAAUUUAAAGUUGUGGUCUCUUUGGAGAAAAAUUGACUGCAUAAUAUUUUAUUCAAAGCGAUUGCUCCGCUCAGUCCAGUCAAAAUCCACAGCAAAAUUUGGUUCAAGAUUAUACAAAAUCAAUACAUAAUUUGAAAAAAAAAAAUAUAAUUUUUGCUCUUUGCGCUAAGAUUCGACGAUUGCGUCUUAUAUGUAAUUUCUAGAGAAUCGCAAUGUCUAAAACAAUUUAAUGAGAAAAUUUGCAAUCUUUUUGUAACUGAAGUUUAAAAAAUAUGCAGAUUGUGAGUUGCGGAAUGGUUGUUAGUCGAAUUUGCCGCAAGCCCAGGCAAUGGAUUGCAGACCUGAAGCUUACGUUCCGUUCACUUACCUACAACCAUUUCCUCGACCAAAGCUAUGUAGCAGAUACGCUCAUGGAACCUUUAUUUUGGUUCGUCGAAAACUUCACCAAAUUCUUGGGCCCCUUCUUCGUUGCUGCUGUUUGUGCUCUUACAACAUUUGUCGUGGGAGUUGCUUAUUAUCUGGGACUGCCCUACUGGUGGAGUGUUAGUCCGGCUUUUACAAUAAUUCUUCUCAUAAUUGGUCACUGGCUGCUCAUAAAUGUUGUUUUCAACUUCUACAUGGCUUGCAUCACAUCACCAGGGCAUCCACCACAAGGUCAAUUAAUACCAGAGGCGGUGAGCAUUUGCAAGAAAUGCAUAACCCCAAAACCACCAAGGACACAUCAUUGUUCAAUAUGUGAUAGAUGUGUUUUGAAGAUGGACCAUCAUUGUCCUUGGCUCAAUAACUGCGUGGGACAUUUUAAUCACCGCUACUUUUUUAUGUACAUGGUAUAUGUUGUGACUGGUUGCCUGUACAUAAUCCUUUUUGGUUUCAAUUUGGGUUGGGCAGAAGUUUUUGGAGACGGCGCAUAUUUGCAAAAUGUCCAAGAGGUGAAAGCCGACGAAGAACUGAUUGGUCAUCCUGUUCGAUUUAACCACUCAAAGCUUAUCCCAAUGCGCGAAAGAAUGCCAAACGGCUCUUUCCAUCCUCUCCCAGACCCCUUUAUUGAACCGGAAAUCAAAACAAAUGCUACAUAUAGAAACACAGUGAUAUUUGUGAGCCUAGUUGUAAGUGGUGUGUUUUUUGCUCUUGGAACCUUGGCUUACUGGCAUUUAAGAAUAAUUGGGCGCGGGGAAACCAGCAUCGAAUAUUACAUCAACAAAGCAGAGACAAAGCGAUAUUCGGAUAAUGGAAUAAUUUAUAAGAACCCUUAUGAUUUUGGCCUGAAAGCUAAUUGGAAGAUUUUUCUUGGACUUAUUGAUGGAAGAGGAUGGCGUCACGUUCUCCUUCCAUCAAGACAUUUGCCAAAAGGAACUGGAUUGUCAUGGGAGACGACGACAUUUGAACUCCUCUUAACUGACACAGCAAAACAAAAAUGACUGUAAAAAUAUGAUCUCUAAUACAAUUUAAUCUAGUCGCAAGAGCUCAAAAAUAGAUUUAGUGCAUAUUAAAUUCUUGUUGAGCAUAAAAAGCUAGUGUAUGUUACACGUUGAAAACCUUUGUGACAUAAAUACCUUCCAAUCCCAUGAAAUGUAAUCGUAAUGUAUUGGAAACAUUCUGAUUUUGUUUUUAAGCAAGCCUAAUGUCCAAAAUAAAUCCAUUCCAAUAAUUGUAAGUAAAUAAAACAUGCAUUAAAAACAUAUAUAGGCUACGAAUGUAAGCAUGUUUUAUUUUAUGGUAGAUUCAUACAAAAUUAAAAAAUAAUCAAUUAUGAAACCUUUUGAACCGUAUCCUUGAUGUGCUUAAAAAAAUAAAUACUUGGGAAAGUAUGACGUGUUGAAAGUUGAAAAAUAUAGAGUUAAAAUUG
Messenger RNA from Neocloeon triangulifer, 1932 nucleotides. Its product is annotated as palmitoyltransferase ZDHHC16. Gene Ontology annotation, molecular function: palmitoyltransferase activity. Gene Ontology annotation, cellular component: Golgi apparatus. Gene Ontology annotation, biological process: protein palmitoylation. The record is from RefSeq and is a predicted model, not a curated record. Lineage: Eukaryota; Metazoa; Arthropoda; Insecta; Ephemeroptera; Baetidae. Bases 359 to 1504 code for a protein of 381 amino acids. The transcript is spliced from 8 exons.